CUGCCGGAAUUCUACAAUAAGAAGAAGAAUCACGUGACGUCGGGGCCUCCACAGUCUACUUUAUUGUAAUGAGGUGGACACUAAUAUAGAUUUAGUAAAAUUAUAUUUUAGAAACAGCUAUGGAUAUAACGUUGUACCUUAUAGCUGCUGCCAUCCUCAGUGUCCUGAUUUUGUUUGCGUUGAAGUUGCGGAGGAAAACACAGGAAAUUGAUGAGGAGCAGCAGAGGGAUGUUGUCCAGGCAGUGGGGCCCCCUCAGCGGGCAGCCGAGGAGCGAGGUGCCGGUAUGCCUCGCAGGAGGAGGAACCUCGCAACGGUGAUGGCUAACAGAAGACCACAGAGAGAAGCUGUGGAACAAGAGGAGGAUCAUGUGGAGGAAGAAGAGGGGGAGCAGCAGAACUUUCAGCCGACCGCAAAAGUUGGAGCCAAGAAGCAGAAGAAGCUGGAGGAGAAACAGGCCAAGAAAGUUCAGAGAGAGGCGGAGAUGGAGGAGAGGGAGGAGAGGAAAAGGAUGCAAGAGCUCAGAGAGCAGGAGAGACGUCAGGAGGAAGAGAGAGAACGACACCUGGAGCAGAAACAGGAGGAGGAGGAGCGUCACGCUAAAGAGGAGCAAGAAAGACGAGAGGAGGAGGAGUACUUAAGACUUAGAGCCUCCUUCAUCAUAGAAGACCAGGGAGAAGAGGAGCAGCUCACUGAGGACCAGUCACGCAACCUGCUGCAAGAAUUCAUACAGUACAUUGAGAGCUCGAAGGUGGUUCUCCUGGAGGACUUGGCUUCUCAUUUUGGGAUGAGGACACAGGAUGCUAUUGCCAGACUGCAAGACCUGUUAGCUGAAGGCUCCCUCACAGGAGUGAUUGAUGACAGAGGGAAGUUCAUCUCCAUCACUCCAGAAGAGCUGAACUCAGUGGCUCAUUUCAUGAGACAGAGAGGCAGAGUGUCCAUCACAGAGCUGGCUCAGGCCAGUAACUCUCUGAUCAACCUAAUGCCAGAGAGCCGCAGCACCGCCUGAUGGACACCUUACUAGUGCAGGACACCUGGAAGACAGUUUUCUUGAGACUGCUGAAGAAUAUUAUAAUCUGUGUGAAGAUUGCGCUCACGCUGGCGAAAAGUAUAUUCUGGACUGUUCAUCUGCUAUAAGCUGGUGUUUGGUGCCCGGUGUUCUUUUAUUUCAGGCUCAGUAGGUGUCAGACUUCAUAUAGAUUCGGACUUGUAACUGCUGUGUAUGACAUUAAAUUAGCAAGCCCAUUAACAUUAAAAAUGAUUUAACAUUGUGAAAAUUAAGAAAUACAGGUUAAGAUUCAUACUUCUGUCAUAUGUUUUUUGUUUGGGCUUGUUUACGGUGACAUGACUUCAUGACAAUUGCAUCAUAUAAGGGCUGUGAGAGGAUAAGAUGUACCAAUUAAACAUAACUUCUCACCUAACAUGUAAUUGAGAUGUCCAAAAUUAUCUUUAAAUCCAUCUGAGUUGAUCUAUGUUAGACAAGAGUAUGCUGCUAUAAGUAGAUCUCUGCAUCUCGCCACACAAGGAAAGCGGAAGGUGACGGACAUCCAGCCGAAAAGAGUCAUUUGGCGGAAUUUCCGGCAGCACCAGAACAAUUAUGGAAGUGGAACAUCGUGGAUAUAGACUAGUUUGAACAAAUGUCAUUUUUGCAAGGAUUUAUAUGUAGCACAAAUUACUUUGAUGUACUGAGUGGAAAGAGAUAUCAGACCAAUGUCUAAUCUGACUGUGGGUAAUAUUUCCCCAAAUGUUAUAUAACUGCUCCAUAAAUACACUUUAAAUGUGUAGUAGCAUUAUAGUCCUGUAGGAUCAGCACAUGACCUGAUGUGGGACUACUAUUUAAACUGAGUGGAGGACAACACUCAUUGUGCCUUCUGUGUUCUACUCACUUGUAUCAUACAUAUUAACAUCUGCACCAUAAAAACUAAUAAACAAAUGUAUUAAACCGGUUAAA
Perca flavescens (yellow perch) is the source of this 1949-nucleotide messenger RNA. RefSeq names its product DDRGK domain containing 1 (gene ddrgk1). Bases 120 to 1007 code for a protein of 295 amino acids. The record is from RefSeq and is a predicted model, not a curated record. Gene Ontology annotation, biological process: negative regulation of IRE1-mediated unfolded protein response; protein K69-linked ufmylation; cartilage development. Gene Ontology annotation, molecular function: ubiquitin-like protein ligase binding. NCBI's taxonomy places the organism in Eukaryota, Metazoa, Chordata, Actinopteri, Perciformes, Percidae. The transcript is spliced from 8 exons.